AUGAAAACAAGUUAUAGUGAAAAGGUUAUUGCUGAUAUAUCAAAAUGCUCUGAUUUCACAUAUGAUAGCAAAAAUCAAGAAUUAAUAUUUAUAGAUUCUUGUCUUUCAUUAAAAUCUAUAAGAGUUAUUGAGAAUAGUGAGUCAUAAAUAAUAAAUUGGAAAGAUGUAAAUAUUUAAAUUUUGCAUAAUGGUUAAUAAGAUUUAUCUCCUCAGCUUUAAAGUUCUUAAAACGUUAAUUUUUUAUCAUCUUAGAAAGCAACUUAAUUUGAUAAUAAUGAAAAAUAAUAACAAUCUAUAACAAGCUAACCUGCACUAAUUGAAAACCAAGGCAUAGAAUUAGACAUUUAAGAAUAAGCUAAUUAAUUAAAUUAUUCAUCUGCACGCAUGAUACCAUAUAUUAGCUAAUAGACAGCAAACCUUCCUGCUAACUAAUAAAAUAAAUUACUUUUUUCUAAUUCAGGUCUUACAGUAACAUGCAUGGAUACAUCACCUUAAAUAGCAAUUUCAACAAUAGGAUUUUGUGAAGGAGAACAUUUUUGGGAGUUUUAUUGUCCUAUUUACUGUUAAAAAAUAGAAAUGGGUAUAAUUGCUCCUUCCAUAUAAUAGUUUCAUUUAAUCGAGUUCCAUACAACAACUCCAAGACAAGUUACUUUUAGAUUGAAUUUCAAUACAUGCAAGCUUUCUACUUACUUAAAUGGCAAUUUAAACAAUCAAAAAUCUUAAAUUCUCUCCUUCUUAAAACCCUUAAGCGACUAAAAUGCAGUAUCAUCUGAAUCAAAUUCCUAAUAGAUUAUGUGGUUUCCUGCUAUUAAGAUGAAAGAGGUAGGAGUGAGUGUUAUAUUUAAUCCCUUCGCAUAUGAUCCAGAAAAUCCUAUGUCUGCAUAUAAUUUCAGGCAACAGUAGAACUAACAAUUAUAGGAAAAUAAAGUUAAUUUAGAUGAAAGCAUGAUAACAGAGGUUUUGUAGAGAAUAUAAUAGCUUAAUCUUACAAUUAGAGAAAAGCGUGAUACAUAAAAUAGCGAAUAGACUAAAGAUUUCAAUGCAGAUAGCGAAAACCAAGCAUCUGAUAAAAGUAAAGAAAAAUAGAUACCAUAUAACCAAAUUAGCGCUAACAUGAAAAAUAAUAAUCUAGUUAUUAUUUAAAAUGACAAAAUCAAACUCAUUAAAAAGGAUGAGUCUGGAUAAUACCCUGUUACUAAAUCUAUAUUUUAUAAUAAACCAAAAACUCCUGCAGAUUACAUUUAUUUAACCUUAAAUAUUAACGACACUAUCUUCUUGCUAGAAAGAGUAGAUUGGGCUAGUUUAAUAGAAGAUAAUUAUUUAGGCUUGAAAGAAGUUCAUUCAUUAAUUGAGCUGAUUAAAAUAUCUGUUUCAUAAGCUAAUUUUUAAAAUAAGUACAUUUAAAUACACUUGUAAUUUUCAUUAGCCAAGAAAUGUGUAGAUGCUUUAGGAUUAUUCUCUCUUCAAUAAUAUAAAAUUAUUCAUGAACUGCUCCAUACUGAAAAGUUAGAUCAAAUUCUAUUUAAUUUCCCACUAUAAUCAUCUUUGUAUGGAUCCUCUUAAUUUAAUUCUGAUAACUAGAGUAAAUCUUGUGUAUUUAAGGUGUCACAAACUUAUGAUAGCGUUAUUGAAUAAAUUAGAAUAAUGCUGAGUCUUGAUGAAUAAUUGUUUGCUAUGACUCUUCAUCAGGAGGCUAACUCCAAGCUUGCUCAUAUGUUUGCUAAUAGCCUUUCAAGAAUAUAUAGCAGUUUUUGUAGACUUGGCUCUUUAAUGAAUUACACAAAAUCUUAAUAUUCACCACUUGAAUUGUCAGAAGCAGGAUUGUAUAACACAUAUGAUACUUUAUCAAGUUUAAGACACUUUGAAUUUCCUUUUAUUAAAAUUGAUUAGUUAGAAACAUAUAAAAAGAAAGUACCUCUCUGGCAAAAUAUUUCAUUAUAAAUUCCUCAUAGCAGAAUGAUGAAAGGACAAACAUGCUUAAAUGUUCCACUCUAUAUCACAAUUAAUAAUAUUCCUUUUCAAUAGCAUAUAAGAGCUAGAUAAUUGAAUAAAGAUAAUAAGGAUUAAUGUGAUUUUAAUUAAAUCAGAAUACUAAGACCUAAUAGAUAAUAUACAUCAAAUUAUAUUUCCACUGUAAGUUCUGAUGGAUGUGUCAAUGUUUGGAAUACUGAAAUAUCUUUACUAAGGGUAUUUGUUAGUGAUUUUAAGAGAGAUUUUGUUCCACCCAAAUCUCUAAAAGGACUGCUUAGCACCAACGAUCUCAAGGCAAAUCUAAAAAAUGUGGAAAGCGGACUUUUUUAUGAUUUAAAAUUCCCUACUAAACCUCAAAAUAAGCCAAGAGAGUCUAAAUAGAUCGAUUAGAAAAAAGAUUUUAAGAAUUAAAUAAAGGAUAUAUUUUGUAAGCAAGUAGGUAAAAACCUUUUAGCAUAAUAGGGAUACGACUAAGAAAUAGCUUCUAAAGUUAUCAAAAAUAUUAAAAACAAUGUGCUUGAAGAUGCUGUUAAAGAAACAGAGAAAAUAAAAACAUAAAAUAAUUAAUAAGAAGAAGAAUUUUUAGAGUCUGUUCAAAACUCAUAAAAUGCUCCAGAAGAAGAAGAUGAUUAAGCAUCUUAAGAAAAUGAAUUGGAAUGGAUUUGUUUGCAAUGCACUUUUAGAAAUACUCUCCCUGAGUUCUAAAAUGAAUGCGAAAAUUGUUAGAAACCCAGAAGAACACAAACAAAUUUAGAAUUGCUAAAAGAAAUAAAUAUUAAAAAGUAAAAAUCGAAAGAGCUUUCUGCAAUUGAAGCCAUGAAUAAGCUAGACUAGUUGAUAAAUUAUAAUGCGAAAGUUGCUAAUGAAAAGCAAAAAUUAGAGGAAAGUUAAAUGAUAAAUCCUAUGCAGCAGAUGACUGUAUCAAUUACUUCAAUAACAUAAGAAAAUAAAUAGCCUUUAAAUGAGGAGAAAUCAUAUAUCAGACCAGAGUGGGUUUGUCCUCAGUGUGAUUAAAUCGUGCAAAGAUCGUAAGAAAUAUGUGACAAAUGUGGCACACAUGUACCAGAAGAAUUUAAAUGCACCUAUCAAGAAUAUAAAUCCCUCAAAUAAGGAAUUGAAAAAAAAAUGAAGGAAGAAAUGGAAAAGAAGUAGGCUAAGAGAGAAGAAGAUUUAAAAAACUUUUGUUUAGAUGAAAAUAGCAAAGUUUAAACAGGAAUUAUGAUAAACUGUGAGCUAAGUAAAGUUUGCCCAUUAAUAGUAGGUGUGGGUAUGAAUAGCACUAAAAAAGAUAGUGAGGUGCAGUCGAUGUUGAGGAUCAGAAGAUUUGGAUUCGAUCCAAAUUAUUUAAAUAACUUUUACAAGCUAAGUAAUCUUACAGGCUAACCUAACACAAAUUAGAAUGGAAGUAAUAUAUAAUCUUCUAAAACAGUUAUAAAUUAACUAGAUGGAUCUGUUAUUACAGAAAAAACAAUGGGUAGUAUAGAAGAUUCACUAUUUAGAAGUGAAAAUAAUAGGUAGGUAGUAGAGUCGAUAGAACCACUUUUCAUGAGCAAUAACAGAUUUUCAAAUGACUCAUCCACUCACCAGUAAUCAAUAGAGCAAUAACAGAAAAUAGUAAACCAAAAGAAUGCUCUUUUCCAUUAAGAUUGGCUGGAAUUAGCAUAGCAUGAUAUAGUUCUGAAUGAAGAAAGAAUCAUAGAUUGUGUUUCCUGGUGCAUAGAUUCAGAUAUUUAAAUGGCUCAUGAUAGCAUAAUUAAGAAUAAGGAAAUGACCACCUCAAAUUAUAAUUAUUAAAUGAAUCACACUGGAGAACAACAUCAAGAAACUCCAGAAAAUCCUGAUAAAUUACCUUACAUUUCUUCAUCAUAUUCACAAACAUCGUCACCUCAAAUGAUGGCUAGCUUAGAAGGCAGAUAAAGCUUUGAUAGAUCAUAAUAAAAUUUCUUAUUAGAUUAAGAAAGCACUAAUAUCAACAGCCUUAGAAAAGAAUGGUUUAGAAUAGUGCUUCUGACAGAAACUAUGAACUAAUCUAUUAAAGUACAUAUUUAUCGACUUGAAGUAGAUAAUAUUAACCCUUACAGCAGCGAUUCGAUAUAAAUAUCCAUUCUAAAAGAAUUCAAGGUAAGUGGUCCAGGAUACUCAACUGAAAAGUCUCGCCUAUUUAUACCAGAAUGUAGUUAAGUUGCUUUCCUCAUAACUGGUAAUUAGAUAGUUAACAUACCACUCAAUCAAGAGGCCAUCUAAGGAGCAUCAAUAGAAGCAAAAUCGUUAAAAGGAUCUCCUCUUUGCACCAGAUUUGUAGGGAAAAAUAUACUUGCUACAGUAGAUUCUCAAAAUAAUUUAAUCUUAAUGAGUUAAUAACCACAAAAGAAUUAAAAUAGUUUUAGAAAUUCUUCUACUUCCAUCCAUAGUAUUCCAUCAACUCCAAUUUAAUAGUCAUUAAAUGAAAAACCUUAAUUUUUAACUCUUUCAUUAUAAAUAUAAGAAGAUUUAUGCUUGCAUUAAUAAUACUCAUCCAAACUAGAUUAGUUUAAAGGAAAUCCUUUGUUUCCAUAAUCUCCUCUAAAAUAAUAAAGUAUCACUUAAAAUUUAUCUCAUCCUGAAUUAAAUAUUUAAGACCCAAAGUAAAUAAAUGAGCUUAAAUCUUUACUGAAUACAUAUCCUAUUGGUUCGAAUGUAGUACGAACAGACUAAGGAAUAUUAAAGAGCAGUAUUUUCGAUUCUUAGACUAAAUUAAACGUUAAACAUACGUUUUAUUAGAAAGGAUUUAUUUAUUUCACAGAGCCAACAUAUCUCAGCCAUCUAACUAUUUCUUUUAAUUUUUAAUUACAAUAAUUAAUUUAAACAAGCACAACUUCAAACAGCUAGAAUACUAAAAUUAACUCUAAUACAGACCUAAAUAUCGCAUAAAAUAUUCUUAGUACUUCUAUCAAUCCUUCAUUAUUAUUUUAAUCUAAUCUUAAUCUCCUACCGAAUUUUUAAUUUAUAGAUAACACAAACCAACCAAACACAGCAAUUCAAAAAAAUAAUCAAAAAUUACUUAAUAUCCCAAGUUUACAAAUUUUUUCAAAUAAUAACAAUUAAUAAAAUUUCACAAGUAGUUUUAAUAAUAUUUAAUCUGAUUAUCUAAAUUUGCCUUACAACACUGAAAUUUUAGAUGAUCCUUCUCAUUAUAUUAAUAAUUUAAAUAAUAAAUUUCCUAGAAGUUCAUUUAUUGAUGAAGGUGCUAAUAAUUAAGAUUAAUAAUUUCUUCAUCUUCCUUUAACUUUAGUCUACCAAGUAGGAGCAUCCUAAUCCAUUUAAUAACAAGAAUCACUUAUCACCUGCCCUAAUAAUGAAAGUUUUGUGACUAAUUAUGCCAAACCCUCUUUUACUUUUAGACAUUUACAUGAAAAGAGAAUGAUAAUCGAUUUUGUAGUAGUUCACUCUAUAAUUUCUUCUAGCAAAGGAGCCUAUCCUAUUGGCAGUGGAUUAAUUUUCGUUGCAGACAAUAUAAGUUUUUUUGAUAUGAUAGAUUCAUUUCAUGGAAUGAACAUGGCAGGUUAUAAUUAAUGGAAAUUAUAAAGAAAACAAAUAGAUACUCCUCUACAGUAAUGGGAACCUAUUGGAUGCUUUGAAUUUGUUAACAAUAAAGAAGUAAUCAAAGUGGAAAUGGAUGUGAAAAGAGCUGCAAAAUUUGUGCAUUUAUUACCAACUAAUUUUAGAAGUUAACCUGAAGAUUUCACAGGCUAUUUUAAGUCAGGAAUAUUAGAUAUAUAAUAUUUUGGUGUUUAGGGUUAAGUAUUAGAGGAAGACACCUCAUAAGACGAUAAUUAUGUAUUUUAUGAAGAACUUAGUAAUCAAAAUUAUAUAUGCGAAGCAUGUAGGAACGAAAAGGAUAGAUUUCCAAAAAGCUAAGAAUUCACUUAAGAACCUCAGUUUUUGCAAUUCUAGCAACAAUAAAAAGCAGAAUUUAUUUUUAAUUAGCAAAUUUCGACUGAUGAAUUGAUUGAUUCAGGAGUUAUCAAGAUUGAAGUACAAAUUGAAAAAGAUAACUCUUGGCAUGAGCUAAACUCAAAUAACAUUCUUAUCCUAAAAAGGUUAAACAUUAAUAAUCCCUUAGAUAAUUAUCCUAUUUCAAAGCUUCCUAAUUCUUUACCUUUGUUAAAUCAAAUAUUAGAGUCUAAAUAUAAUUUAUUUCCCAGCAAAAGUCUAGAUCUUAGAAUUUCUCCAAAGAUAUUUUUUGAAAACAAAAUUAUAGCAUUAAGAAUUUAGUUAAAUUAAAAUGCAUCAAAUUUGAUUUAUUCAAAUUUCUUUUAAAAUAAGAAUGUUGUUGAUAGCUUUGUGCAAUAUGCUUUAAAAGAUUUUUCUGUUGAGUGUUUUUAGAGCAAAGAUGACUGCUUAAUUAAUUUAAAGAAAGAAUAAAUUCAAGAAUAUCGUCACACUCUCUUAGAUCCUGAAAAAUAUGAAUACUUGAAUAAAAAUAUUAUCAAAUAUGUUCUACUCUAAGCUCAUAAAGCUAAUAGCGCUGAAAGUGAAAAUCAUAAAGAAAGAAAGCUACAAACUUUAAAGCUACUCACUAAAUUAAUGAAAGUCGAAAAUAGACUUGUGUAACUAUUUUAUAAAGAUUUAGACUUAAAAACAUUUAUUGAGCUUAUGAUUUUUGAAUUUAAUGAUGGUUGCUAUGAAAGUUCUAGCUUCAGUAACUAAUAUACAGAAAACUUGAAGGAAGUAUUUGAGUUUUUAUAUUAAUUUAGAAGUGUUUUUACUUUUGCUUCAGAUUUAGAGUAAGUUUUGAUAGAUUAAAUAUCUUCUAAUAUUUUUGAUAGCAAAAAAUACUAGGAAAACCUAUCAAAUAGUAAAAAUUAUGAUUAAAAAGAUCAGAAAUAAGUUAAUUAGAGAGGAUUAAAGCGUUUCUUUUGUUUACUAAAGUGGUGUUCUAAUAUUUUAGGUUAAUAAAUAUUCGAUAAGUUGCUAGAGCUUUUACAUAAAGUAACAAUUUAAUUUAAAACUCAGAAGAAUAUCAAUUAUUAUUUACUUCGCUAUGAGCAUAAUAUUGCAGAUUUUCUUUUUGAAAAACAAUUAUUUACAAAUAAGUUUGUCUCGUAAUACUCAUAAUAACUUUAAUAGUCUUAGAAUAAAAAUUUCAAUAAUCUAAAUAGCAAUUAAUAAAUUUAAGGAGGAUCAUUGAUGACCAAUUCUAUAUAACAAGGCUUAAAAAACGAAUAAGGGAAUAAAAAUUUUUCAAAUUUGUUAAAUAGUGAUUUGGUAAUUAAAGAACAUUCUUUGGAAACUUCCUCUAUUUAAUAUCCAUAAAUAUCAGUCUAAAAUGCCCUCAAUUUCAAUGAAGCAGCUUCAGCAUCUACUUCUCUAAAAUUAAAUAAGGCACUUGUCAAAGAUAAAGAAAAGAAAUCGAAUGGAUAAAAAAUCAACGAAUUUUUGACUGAUUAAAUAUUUGUUGGAGAUAAACAAGAUAAUCAAGAAAUAUUUUUAACUUCAAAAUAAAAAUAACGUUUAUUGAAAAGUCGUAUUCACGCUGAUGUGGAUGGCAGCACUAAUAAAAUAUAUACUAUUGAUUUAAUGAAGUAUCAUGACAUAAAAAACAUUCUUUUGACAUUUGACAAAGUUUCGAGAUCUUGUGCUGUAAGGAUGAAAGUUUAAAUUUACAGAGUUCAUUAAAAUUAUUAUUAUGAAAAUGGAUUUGAAAAAGUUCUCAUUUAUUCUAAUGAUUAUUAAACUUGUGUCACUAAUUAAUUAGCCGUGUUAAGUCAUCAGCAUGAAUAUCAAAAUCAAUAUUUUAACCCUAAUUCUUAAAAUUUGAACUCUUUAGGGUUUAGCUAUUUCGAAGGAGUUACUACAAGAUAUUUAAUAGUUUAGCUUACUUUUGCAUUCGUCCCAUAUGCAUCCCAAUAUACUGAUAUAGAAUAAUCGGCAAGGAUUGAAGUAAUACCUGAAGUUUUUGGUGUUAUUUCGUAAGAUUAGAAUAUCAAUACUCCUUUAAAAUAUUUCUAAUAGCUUUUUGAAGGUAAUAGGAUAGAAGAAUUAAAAAUAAUUAAAACAAUAUAAUUAAACCCAGGUUUAAAUCAAUUUAAAAAAGUUUAAAUAUCAUUCACAAGCUUUUAUUUAGAUAGCUUGAAUUAUUAUGAGCAGUAAAUUGAACAAGUUUUACAAUAGAACAGCAAGAAAAUACAAAAUCUAUUAGUAUCAACUACUUAAGGGAAUGUACUUGGUACUAAUUUAACAAGUAGUGUUUAUUUCAACUAAUCAUAAAAUGCAGGUCACUUAUUUAGUCCUAAAUCAAACAAAAAUAGUCUUAAUUUAAGUGUCGCCAAAAAUAACUUAAGCGUUUCAUAAUAAACAUAAAACAUUCCUAACAUUUAACAAAACUCAUAAAAUCUUACUACUUCUAAAGCUAGUUAAAAAUCUUUAAAAAAAACAAAUGAAAGCUAAGAACUUGAGGAAAAGCUUAAAUAUGUUAGUUACAAUUUUUUUUUCACAUCUUCAUCUGUAUCCAAAAAGAAAAAAGAAAAUAAAUUGAAUAGUGCUUAAUCAAAUGUGGAACAAAACAAACCUAAUUCGGAUUAAAUUAAAACAAAUUAAGAAUAAACAAAACUUAAUAUUGAAUAGAAUAAGACAAACACUAAUGAGUUAACUAAAUCGAUUAAUAUUUCAUAGACAAAUUUCUAACAGCAUUAAAAUGUGUCCUAACCACCAAUGUUACUUUCAUCUGCUUCUUAAAUGCUAUAUCCAAACAGUGGAUAAAUGAACUUACAAGAUGAUGAUUUGGACAAUGAUGAUGACUUAUUUAACAUGAUAACAUAAAGUAAAAAGGAGGACAUAGAAAGAUUAGAAAAAGAUGAAGUAAAAGAAGAAAUAGGAGAGGAUGAUGAGGAAUAAUAUGGAAUACUUUCAUCAUAACUGAAUAAUGAUAUGCAAUAUGACAUGAGAUAAGAUUUAAUUAAUUAAGUCCAAGAAUUGUAAGAUGAAUUAUCAAUAAGGCUUAUUAAAUACCAUGAAAAAGAGAAGCAUCAUAAAUAAACUGUUGAAAUGAGUAGCUCUAAAGUAUAGAAUGAUCAUAGUUAGAGUUUUCCCUCUUUUAAAAACUUUUCAUUUUAACAUUCAUAAUAUAAUGAAGAAAGGAUUACGAAAUUAAAAUAAGAAUAAUUAUAAAUAUAGCAGCUAUGUAAUUAAAUUAGAUAAAUAUAACUUUAAUUGCUUAAUUUAGAAGAAUAAAAUUAAGGUAAAAGUACUUCAGUAUAAAAAAAUAAGCAAAAACAAUAGACAGAUGAAUCUAAUUAAUCUCUAGAUUUUCUUGCAUGUCUUACAUAUGAGCUUUGUUCUUUCCUUAAAUAUGAUGAAAAGCUUAUAUUCAGGCUUAUUCAAAAAGACUAAAAACUAAUCACUGAAAAUCAAAUUUCAAAUACAGGAUUAAACUCAGUAAAAGAAGAAGAUAUUUAAUAUUAGAAUGGCUCUCCAAAAAGCAGCAGUGAUGAAAGAAAAUUCUAAGAUAUAAAUUGGGAAGAUGAUGCACAAGAGGAAGAAGAAAAAAAGCAGAACGAUUAAAAAGGCUUGUAAGAGGGAGGGUCAUUCCUUGUUAAGCUAAGCUUAGAAUUAUUUGAUACCUUCAUUGUGAAUGAAAGUGGUUUGCUUCAUAAUGAAGUUAAAGCUUUCUUUUAAGAUAUAUUAUUAAAAUCAAUUAACAGGCUAGAUAUUAAUAAAAUCCUCAACUAAAUAAUAGAAAAAUAUUUAAUUGAGCCAUUCUUACAGAAGAAUUUAAAUAGUUAUUAGUAGCACUAAUCCAUAGAGGCAACCAUAAAUUAAUUAAAAGAAAGCGUCUUAAAAAAUAAUGGUCAGUUUUAUUCUGCUUCAAAAAUAAUUAAUAUAGUUAACAUUUUCAACAUUGUAGAUGUGAAUACAUUUUUCUUAAAGCUGAAGGAAAAGCAAGAACAAACUGAAUUAUUUUUGAAUACCUAAGACAAUUAACAGUAAAAUGGCUAAGUUUCAAACCCUAGCUCACAGAAUUCCUAGAAACUUCAAGAGCUGCUGUUAUAUGUAUGGAGCUUAACUUCAAUGCUUAAAAAUGAAUACCUGAAGAUUUAAUUAAGAUAGAUAUUUACCUAGCAAAGAAAUUAGUAGUUUAUUUAAUAGUAAUAAUAAUUAUUUGAAAAGUAGUUGAACGAAGACGACCUCAACAAUUAAGAGAACUGUCAAGGAUUGUACAUUUGCUAAAAUCUCAUUAGAUUUUUGUUAUAAAAUUCUAGCACUAUAGCUGAAAAAGACAUAUCUUCUUUGCUUACUCAUUUGUUUGAUUUAAUGCUUAUGAUUAUCAAUUGUGUCCCACUUUCACACAUUUCUAAAAUAACAUAGCUAUUUUUUUCAUCUAAUAUCACAGGAUUAACAAGCGCAACUAAAAAAUAAGAAGAAAAGUAGUAAGGAAUACCUCUUCUUUAUAGUAUUUUCUUCAAAGCAAUGUCUUUAAACCAUUAACCUUUGCUGCAGGUUUUAGAAGUAUUUAUAACAAAUCUAGUUUUUCCUAAGUAAUUGGAGAACUACUCAGAACUAACAAUAUGUUCAACUCAGCCUUUAGCGAAAAUAUAACUAACAGAGGAACUUGAUAAAUAUUUAGAGACUUAGUUGUAAAUACUUUAUCACUUAUAGUAAAUGAUAGGAUAUUUGCUAGAUUAUCCUAAAAACUGUAAUAGCUCCAGUCCAUACACAUAAGUAAUAUUAUCAUCAAACGCAAAAACACGACUACCUCUUAGCAAUUGGAUUGGUCAUCUGAAAUUCCUACUUUAAAUACUUUAAAACUCAUCAAAGAGUAUUGUUUUAAUACAUAAAAAAACUUAAAAUUCUACAUCUAAAAAAAUGUAAGAAAUAUAAAGAAGAAAAACAUCAAUUUCUUCUAGGAAAAGCUCUUUAGCUUCAAGAAAAAAUAGUUGUGGGUUGGAUUAAUUAGAUCAUGCACCUACUAAUUUAACAAGAUCAAAAACUACUCCCCCUAAUAAUGAUUUGCAAGUUUUUAACUUAUAAUCCAAUAGCAAUUAAAUAACACUAGAAGAAUAUAUCGAUCAUUGCAUAUUAGACAAGUAGUUGUUAAUUUAGACAAAUAUUGCAUUAAAAUUAGUUGAUCUUUUGAAUCCAAAAGAAGAAUAGCCAGAAUAAAAAAAAAUUGAUGAGGUUGAAGAAGAAGAGUUUGAGGAUGACAUAAACGACGCAAGCCAAGAAGCAAUUGAUGAUAAAGAAAUAAAAAAUUUUUAUAAGUUCUAAAAUAACAUAUAAAUUUGGGGGCUUAUCAUGAGCACAGCAAGCUUAUUAAAAGGAUAAAUAUUAUAAGAAAGCAACAUUUAUACUAAUUUAUUAAAUUAAUAUUUAAAAUCAUCAGAUGAAGUAAAGUCAAUCUAUCUUAAAAGUUUUCUUAAUUUAACAAAGACUAUUCUCUAAUCAGGCUAUCAGAUAAAAGAGUUUUGUAAUGACCUCUUUGUAAUAAUUUUUAAGAUAAUCUUCAAAAAAAAUUCUUCUCAUUCCAAACUACUUGGCUACAAAAAAGAUUCUGCUAACUCUUCAUAAUUUUCAGAAUCACCAGAAUAACAAAGAAACUAAAUUUUAAACAGUAAAAGCUUUAUAGAGGAUUAGAAUCUCUAUUAUCUUGUUAAUGGAUUACUCGAAAUUCUUCUGACUAAAGAAACUCCAGCACCUGAAGAAUUCUAUUAAGCUCAACACUAACAAAAAGAGUGGAAAAACUCUUUUUGCAAAUUAAAUGCAAGGGGAGCGGCUAGACUAUUUAUUGGAAUAAGCAAAUUCCUCGUUAGAUAAUUAAAUUUUGGUGGAGUGGAAGGUGUUCAUAUGGCAGAUGAGAUGAUCAUAUCUAAAUUACAAGUUGCAGAUUAUAUAUUAAAAAUCUUACUCUCAGCUGAAUCUUCAUUCUAGCAUCUAGCAAUAGUUGAAGCUUUAAGCAAUUGGAAUUUAGUAGAAUUUUUAAAAUCUUCAUAUUCAAGAUGCAUCAUUUGGUAUUUUUUCAAUAAGCCAGAUGAAGUGAUGAAAGGAGUAUCUCCAGCUACUAUUUUAAUAAAAUCUAUAGGAAAUCAAGUAUUAAAGCUCUUUACUAUUGCUGGUGAAAAGUAAAAUAUAACAGAGAUCUGCAUUGAACUUCUUUUUAAACACUCAAUGAUAUUUUCUAAAGCAUUAUUUUCUAAUAUCCCUAAAUUAAAUGAAUAGUAAAGUGAGUUUGGAACAAGCUAAAAUAUUUCAUCUGCUUCUCACAUGCAUUCUCACUUUUCAAACCUCCUUCCUUUUUCUAAUCAGCUUCAAAAUUAGGAUAUUAGUGUAUUCAAUCUGACUAAUAUGUCUAUUACAAAUUAUAAUGCUCUAAUACUUGCUACUAGACAAAGUAAAAUAUUUUAAGAACUGCUCAACCUUUGGAUUACAAAUGAUUCACUCGCUUAAUUUCUAACCUUCAAAAUAAACGGAUUCUCUCAUCUUUUAGACAUAAUAGGUCUUAAUUCUUUUAAUUAGGUUCAAAGCUUAAACGAUUAAAGUAAAACUUAUUAGUAUAGCUCUCUGAAUGAAAUAAAUACAACAAAUAUGCCUAUGUUUGGAAAUGAAGAUUCUUUAUUUGUAAAUUAAAAUGUGUUGAAUUAUAUUUCAAUAAUUUAAUCUGGUUCUGAUAAAUAAUUGCCUACAUAGUCUAGUUUGAACAAUUAAACGAUUUAUAAUCCAUGGAAUCAAUACACAAUGUAAAAUAUUUCAUCUGCUCAUAAAAUCCCUCCUCCUUCACUUUAAUUUGGAAGCUCUUCAUUUGCAUUAAUCAAGAAUCCUUAGCUCGCUCCUUUUAAUAACGGAGAUAAAAAAAAUCUUUUUUUCCAUGAUAGCGCAUAGAAUUUGAAUAGUCAAAAUAAUUCUCAUAUUUAAAUUCAAUAAAAUGUAGCAUUAGCACCUUUUAUGACUUAAGGAUCUGGUGCAAGUUCUUUUGAACCAGCUGGAUUGCUAUUUGGUAAUAGCGAGAUACAUGAAAACUAAAAGAGUAGCUUUAUUAAAUAUUAAAUACAACAUCCAUCUUAUGUUAAUAACUUUAAUGCAACAAACAAUAAUUCUUUGAACUCCCAUAACAUGAGCAAUAGCAACAACUCAAAUUAAUCAUUCCCAUAAAUGAUGAAUAAUCCUCUUUUUAGUAAACUUCCUUCUAACUUGAAUUUUUAAAGUACAAUAAAUAAUGGAAUUAAGAGCAAUCACUCUAUAGUAUCUCCUGGGGUUAUUUCAAAUACUAUCCCUUAGCUACCACCCAUUCCUCCUAUGUAAUACAAUAACUAUAGUAAUAAUACUAUAACUCCAUAAAAUAUAAUUUAAAAUAACUAAAAUCCCUUCAUCAAUUAGUAAAUUUACACUAGCUCUAGUAGCAGUGGAAAUAACACUAUUAACUUAAAUCCUUUUACAUAAAACUUUUACCAAUAGUAUCCUACUAUUCCUCUUAGCGAUCUUAACGAUUCCGAUAUAAUAAGCUUAGCUAAUAAUUUAUAGCAAGAUUAUUUGUAAUAAAAAUCUAAAAUAUACGAAAUGAACAACCCUUUGAGAACAAAUGUUACAAAUCAAACUGUAGACCCUCUUUAAUAACUAGUAGAAAUAGAAUGCUGUAAUUAAAUACAACUUAUCCCUUUGAUAGGAUAGAAUUUUCAAAUAGCUUAAGGCAUUCAAGAUUGGUCCUAUAGCAAGAAAGGUUGCAAGAAUAAAAUUGCAAUCCAUCUCCUCUCUGGAAGCUAACAUUAAGAACUUUAAGUUCUUUUAAAAUUAAAUAAAACAGUUGAAAUUAAAAAAUUUAAGAUUGGAUUCAAUUGCUAGUCUGUUGAACAAUCAGAUUCACAAAAAAUUAUUGGAAUACCAAGCGGAGUUAUUGUAGAAGGAGGCUUAUCUGAAAGCAAAUUAGUCCCUUUAGGUUUCCUUCAUUAAAUUAAUGAUGAUAAAUACUUGAAUUUCGGCGUUAAAGUAUUUGCUAAAAAUUUUGCUAGAGUUAACGAUGAGACUGGAAAUAUUGAUAAAUGUAUUAAAUCUUUGUCAUCACCUAAGGUUAGCUAUAUUAAAUUAAGAAUUAUUAGACCUAUUAUCACUCUUAUUGAAGACUCUUCUUCUUUUGUAAAUAAACAAUUUGGUAGUAUAGCAAUAUCAAUUAAUUUCCUAUCAAUCAUUGGCUAUUAAGUAGAUCACAUAGCCUCAAAUUUGUCCUAAUUUAUUUACAAGAUAUAAACAGACAGCGCUAUAUAAAUCUUAGGAAAAUUAUGUGCUGAAGGUAUGGGAUUUGACAAGACCAUAUAGUCUAUUUCGAAUGAUAAGCAAAUAAUUUAAAAAAUAAAAGACGGAUUUGAGUGUGUAGAAUCUUUAAUUUCUCAAUAUGAAUAGCCUAUAUCACAGCUUUUGAUUUGUAUAGCUUUGAACAAUGAUGAAUUUGCAGAUUGGAUAUUUGAUUAUCUUCUUGAUUCAAGUAGAAAUAAAACUCCAUUGGCAAAGCUCCUAACUGAAAUAAUAAUAUCUUAAAAGUAACAGUACAAUGACAAAGUGUUAUCUAACAAAGCUUUGCCUCGGGUCGAAAAGCUUUAUGAAUACAUAGUUAAGCAGAUUAAAUAAUAUUUGGAGAGUAACCCUACUGAUAAAGAUAUAGAGGUAGAUGCAGAUGGUAUUUUGUCUCUUUCAAGUAUUUUCCCUUUUGUUGAUGCAUUAAUAGCUGCUUUAAGAAUUUCGUAUCCUCAUCCAAAGAUGAAUCAAAAUGAGAAAGAAAAAUAUCAAGUAAAAGAAAUUAUGAAAUUAAGAGUAAAUAUAGAAAUCAUAUAAAGUCUAAUUUCCAUCUAUUUAAAGUGUGUUAAGUAGAAAGCUGAAGGUUUUUCAAAAUUAAGUAUAAAAUUACUGGUAAGCUUGUUAUAUUUACCCCUGCCAUUUUACUGUGAUAAUUAGGAAAAUUUGAUUAAGGAAUCUCUAAACUUAAUUUGGGAUUCACUAAUUUAGAAAAAGUAAUAUUAACUUACAGAAUUAAUGGUUGUCUUAGCCUACGGAGGAGAUUAAUGCCAAAGAUGGUUUUUAGAAGACAAUCAAAAUCAUUUUAAAUAAUUAAUUCAUAAUAUUAAUCAAGAAAUGUCCUUAGCUUCUUCAAAUGAAAAAAAUACAUAAAAUAAUAUUUUACAAUCAUAAAAUCUAAAUAAUCAAACUAUAACAAAUUCUAAGAAAGCAAAAAGUCUUUUCAGUAUAUUGUGCGCUAUAUCUAAUUCUCAAGAAAUUUAAAAUUUGCUUAUAUAAACCUCACCUGGAAACAAUAGCUCAAACAAUACUAACUAAAUUCCAGAGUACAUAAAAAUAUAUUCAUUGAUGAAGCUCAAAAAAUCAGAAAAUAUAUUUUUUUCCUCUACUUCUUCAAUAGGAUCCUCAAGUUAUAGAUUACUCUAAAAUUGGGUUGACUAGGAGUUUUUGCAGUUAUUUGUGGAGUUUUUGAAGAAAAUAUCCUACAGUAAAUAAGAGGUGAUUGAUUCAAUUGUGCAUGGUCUGAUUGAAGAUAUUAAAGAACUAGAACACAAGAAAGAUCAUCUAUUUGUUAAUGAUUUACUUCUUCCUAUUUUACAAUCUAUCUAAACAGUCCCUAUGUGCUUUCAUGCAUUUGAUUCCCUUCAAAGAAAGUGGCUAAUUAAUCCUAUAAAAGUAUUAAAUCAUCCUUAUUAUCUAGCCAAAUUUUAGUAGUCAUCAAAAAGUAAAGCCUAAAAAAAUAUAGAUAAAUUCAAUACUAAGUUAUUUAGUCAAGAAUAAAAGUAAGUCUUUAUGAAAACAUUGAAAAAGUUCACACUCGAUACAGGCCUAUACAAAAAAAUUAAAAAGUAUGAAUGGAUUAAAGAGGCAACUUAAGAAGUAGAUAGCUAAUCAUCAUUGAUCAAUAAAUUGGAAAAUAAAAUCUUAAAUAAUCCUCCCUACAUAAUUGUAAUUGAAGGUGUCAAUAGCGGAUAAAAGUGUUUGUGUGGUGUUUUUAGCAGCUAAGCCAUUUAAAAAUCUUCACUGGAAAGCACUUUUAAUAUAUCAAACGGAGAUGAUUGCUUUAUCUUUUACUAUAGUGAAAAUUAUCAAAUUCAUUUCAGAGUUGAAGGCAACGAUUUUGGGUAAUUAGAUGUUUCUCCAGAAACAAGUUUUUUAACCUUCAAAUAUAGAGAGCUUGAUCGCAUAUAUUUGUCAUUCUCAGAAGGAAGCUCCAGUUAUGUUGAUAUAAAUAUGUUUGAUAUGAAACCUAUCGAAAACAGUCAAAAUAUUCCUCACGAUAUUCCAAACGAUUUUUCUUUCAUAAAAGCAGAGUAUUGGGUUUUAAGACCAUAAACAAUCGAAUUAAGUGAAGAUAGGAAACAUCCUUUUAAAAUGGAAAAUAUGUAUGACAUUUAAAAUACAUAACACCAUCUGUUUAACAGUGAAUAUUACAAACCUGACAAUGCUUACAAUUUUUACAGAUCUCCUGCUGUUUACCAUUUCCCAGAAGAUCUUACUUUGCAACAGGUUAUAACAUAAUUAAAUGUCCCAGGUUUACAGGUAUCCAAAGAAGUUCUUUAGCAAUUCUCCUUCAAUUUAAGAUAAAGUGCUAAAUUUUUUUCAUGCAAAGAUAACAUCAAUCUUAGAAGCCUUUACCAAGAAAUAGAUAAGAAUUCAAAUGGAAUUAUAGACUUAGAAUAUAAUGUUGAUUAAUUCUUCCAAUAAGCUCCUAAAAUUCAAUAGCUAUCAUAGCCUCAAUAAAUAGAAUAAUAAAAUUUAGAUAAUCAAAAAUAGAAUAAGAUAAUUGAUGCUUUUAUAGAUUAGAAAGGAUUUAAAACUAUUAUAUCUGUUAUUAAAGAAUAGCUAAAUAGCUGGAAUAGUAAAACAAGAGCUAAAAAAUGGUUAGUUUAUGUUCAAGAAUUAAAUACAUUCUCUGUUCUUCCCAACUUCAUUUAUGAGUUUAUGAAGAAAAAGGAAGGAGUGAAUAUACUUUUCCAACUCUUAUCUGGAUCUCUAGAUUCUUCAAACGAAUUAAAAUCAGAAAAAUAAGAAGAUAAUAAGAUGCAUUAAAUGAAAUAACCUUUACUAGAUGGGCUCUCUGAAGAUUACCCAAUCACAAAAGCAUUUAAAAAGAGUUAUUACAGUUAAGAAAAGAAUAAAGAAGACUUUGAGAAAAACAAAUAAUUUGAGGAAUAAGAAAGAAAUGCAGUUUAAAAUAUUUAUGAAAUUCUUUCAUAAUUAUUCUAAUAAGAUAAAGAUAAUCAUAAAAUAAAAAGUAUUGCCAUAGAAAAUAAUAUAUUGUAGAUAAUAUUUGAUAGAAUUUCUUCAGUUUCCAAGGAGAAACCUCGUAAAUUCAUUGAAAAUACUCCUGCCUAAGAUAAAAAGUUGAGCGAUGAUGAUAAUAAAUUAAAAUUAGACUCUCCUAUCCUUAUUAUGGGAGUAUAAAGAACAGGAUAGGGAGAAAAAGAUGAAAAAUCUCGCUCUAAUUAGAAUGUGGACAAAAAGAAAAAGGGUACUGGAUAUGCUUCAGAUAAUACUGGAUAAAACCAAAAGUGGAAUACAAGCGAAUAUGUAGAGAUAAAUAAAUCUAGAAAUCAGCUUCUUCUAAGUUUGAUGAAAAUAUUAUAAAGCUUCUUUAACUUUGAAAGCUGGAGUAUUCCAAAUAAAGUAAUUCAUUCUAUCUGUGAAAGUAGUCUUCUUCCAUUAUUAGAGAGCGCUUUUAGGAGUGGCUCUUUACUUGAAAUAUGUAAAGAAAGUUAAUUGAUGAUAUAAUACUUGCAGCUCAUAGAAGUGAUGUCCUAAAAUAAAAGUUUGAUUAAAUGUCUCAUGAAACUUGACCAAAGAUACCAGCCUACAUAGACUGAAAGUAUAAGUGAACUUCUAAGUAAGCUUCGUACUACUGCAGAGAUAUUCUUAAAUUGCAUCAAACCAGUACAAAUAUAAGUACCUGAAAGUACAGUUAAAUCUUCAAUAUCUAUAUAAAAAGACAUGCUAGCUCAAUCAAAUGCUAAUUUAUUAAAAUAAUGGGGAGCUGAUAAAGACAUAUUGAAUGAAGAAAAGAAAUUUUAAAAAAUCCUGAAUGAUUAAGAAGAAGGCAAUCUUUAAUCUUAAUAAGUUGCUACUAGUAUAAUUUAGGUGCACGAGAAAUUAGAUUAAGCUAUUCAAGAAUUUAAUGAACAUAUUCAAGAAUCAACCUCACAAAAUUUUUCUAAUUUAGAUCAAGAGUAAGAUGAAGGAUAAGAAUAAAUCUAAAAAGUAUAGCGUGUUUUAGAAUUACCUUUGAAUGUAAAGUAUAAAAUACUGUUAGAAAAGCUGAGAUUCGGAUAUUUUUCUAUGAACAACAAUAACUUAAACACAUAUAAUCAUCACUACUAAUAGUAAAUCAUGCAGAACUAAAAUCCAUCAUAGGUUAAAAUGGUUAGAUUAGCAUAAGAAAUUGCAGAUAUGGCUAAUUCUUUACCAAUUGAUCAUACAAGCAGUAUAUUUGUUAGAUGCGAUUCCAAAAGAGUAGAUGUCAUGAAAUGUAUAAUCAUGGGUUCCUCAGGAACUCCAUAUGCUCAUGGUGCUUUUUUAUAUGAUAUUUUCUUUGAAGACUCUUAUCCUAAUACAUCACCAAGAGUUAAUCUUUAAACAACUGGCAACAAUAAAGUGAGAUUCAACCCAAAUUUAUACAAUUGUGGAAAAGUUUGCCUUUCUUUAUUAGGUACUUGGAAAGGAUAAGCCAGCGAAAAUUGGGAUCCAAAAAUAAGCACUUUGCUUUAAGUUUUAGUCAGCCUUUCAGCUAUUAUCAUGAAUGAAGACAUUUACUUCAAUGAACCUGGGUAUGAAGGACAUAGUGGAACUGAAGAUGGAGAUAGAAAAAAUGAAGCUUAUUCUAAUAUUGUGCGUUUUAGUAAUAUUAAAUAUGCUAUGAUAUAAACCAUAAGAAACCCACCUGAAGGUUUCGAAGAUGUAAUUAAAAGACAUUUCUAUCUUAAGAAAGAUGAGAUCUUAAAAGAAUGUGAGGGAUGGAUAGAAAGAAGUACAAAAAAAUAAGCAAGUUAUGUUGGAUUGGUCAGUGAUCACAACCCUUAAAUUUGUUAAGAAUUCAAAUAGCCAAAUAAAUAUACUGAAUAACUCAAGCUAGCAGUUUAAGAUUUGAGGCAAGAAUUAGAAAAACUAACUCCUCCAUCUUCAAUAGAAACUUAAGAGGAAUUAGCUAAGAAAAAAGCCAGAAGCCAAAAACAACAUGAAAAGAAAUAAAAUUUAAAUAAAUAAAAUAAUUAGAAAUAAAAUAUACCAACAGCAGUUUUACACAAUGCUUUAGACGAUUUAUAGUAACAAGAAAUACCUAUAAAGAAUAAUAAAAUUAAUAAAUAAGAAGAGAUUGAUGUAGAAAGUGAAGAAGUAAAAGAUAGAUGGUCAAGAUAUAUUUGCGCUAUGGGUAUAGAUGCUGUAGCUAAAUAGAGUAAAUGCAACAUUUUCCUGAGUGGUUUAGGACCAUUAGGAGUUGAGAUUGCAAAAAAUAUUGUUUUAAGUGGUGUGAAAAAAAUGACUUUGCAUGAUAACCAUAUCGUAAAUUAUAGAGACUUAAGUGGACAGUUUUUCUUAAAGAAAGAAUGUGUUGGCAAAAACAGGGCGGAAGCUUGCCUAUAAGAUAUAUAACUCCUCAAUCACUAUGUUCGUGUGGAUACGAAUGUUAAUUAGGUUAAUGCAGAUACUUCAACAUUAUUAGAAAAGUUGUAUUUAUAAGAUUAUCAUGUAGUAAUUAUAACUGAGUGUUAUUCUUUAGAUAUCCUUACAGCAAUCAAUACUUUUUGUAGAUCUAGAUCUAUUAAAUUUAUAUACACUUAGGUUUAGGGACCUUUUGGUUUACUCUUCAAUGAUUUUGGAGAUAAUUUCGAAGUAAUUGAUAAAAAUGGUGAAGAUCCUGUUGAAUUAGUUAUUUAAAAUAUAUAAUAAGUUUAGGCUGGUGAAAAAAGCAAUAAACUUAAAGUAACUUUAUUACCUGGCUUUAAGCACCCUUACGAAGAUAAAGAUAAGGUGAUUAUAAAAGAAGUACAGGGUAUGCAAGAAGUAAAUAACUAGAGUAAAUCAAUAAAUGACUCUAUUUUCGAAAUUGAAACAAUAAACUCAAAUAGCUUUUAUAUACUCACAAAUAAUUUAUACUCACCAUACUAAGGAAGUGGAGUUGUUAAAAAUAUUAAAACUCCAAUUUAUCUUUCGUUUUAGUCUUUAAAGCAAUGUAUUUAGGCAAAUAAUAUGGAAUAUUUUGAUGCAAAUAUGGCUUCUCAUGAUUUUGAGAAAAUGGACACCAUACCAUAUCUCCACAUUGCAUUUUAAGCACUUUAAGAAUUUAUCCAAAUAAAUUUCAGGUAUCCUCACCCAUGGAAUUAAAAAGAUGCUUAAACUAUGUUAGAAAUUUCUAAAAGUCUUUAUGGUGCAUUUGACAUUCCAUAGAAAGAAGAUGAAAAAAAUAAAUUAAAAUUUGAAGAAUACAUAAACAAAUUCUCAUUUACUGUAUCAGGAACUUUUCAUCCUUUGUGUGCGUUUAUGGGUGGAUAUGUUUCUCAGGAGGUAAUUAAAGCUAUAACAAAUAAAUUUGUGCCUACAAAAUAACUCUUCUUGACAGACUGUAUCGAAGUUUUACCAGAUAUAAACUGGAGCGAUAAAAAAUCUUCUGAAGAAUAAAUUAGUAGAUUGUAAAGUUAAUUUGAAAAUGAAAAGGAAUUUGAGGUAUAAAAUGAACUGUAAUUAAAAAUUGUAAUUGGUAGCGAAACUUCUGAGAAACUUUCUCAUUGCAAACUCUUCAUGAUAGGCAGUGGAGCGAUCGGCUGCGAGCUCUUAAAAAACUUUGCUAUGAUCAACCUUUGUACUGGAGAAGAAAUUCCAGAAAGAAAUUUGAGGAAAGGAUAACUAACAUUAACAGAUCCAGACCAUAUUGAAACUUCUAAUUUAAAUAGAUAAUUUUUAUUCCGUGAAGAGCAUUUAAGAAAACCAAAAUCUUCUACAGCAGCACAAGCAGCAAUUAAAAUGAAUAAUAAGCUUAAAAACCAUAUUGUAGCUUGUUUGGAUAAAGUCUGCGAAGCUACGAAAAACAUCUUCUCUGAGGAAUUUUUUGAAGAUUAAGACAUAGUGGCAAACGCUCUAGAUAAUGUUGAAGCCAGAAGAUAUGUAGAUAAAAGAUGUGUUUCUUCUAAAACUCCUUUACUUGAAUCUGGAACUCUAGGACCAAAAGGACACGUUUAAGUUAUCAUUCCUUAUAAGACAGAGUCAUAUGGAAGUCAGUAAGAUCCAUAAGAAGAAGGUGGAGAUAUUCCUCAUUGCACUCUAAAAAUGUUCCCUGAAGAAACUUUACAUUGUAUUGAGUGGGCUAGAGAUAAAUUCGGAAAAAUAAUUACUUUAAAGCCAAAAAUUGUAUAAAAAACUCUAGAUGAGAUAGAGAAUAUCAAAGAAGGAAAAAUUAGCUGUGAAAUAAUUAAUUUGAGAAAGACUCUAAAGGCACUAAAAAAUAGACCUCUUUCAUUUGAAGAUUGCAUAGAAUACGCAGUUUAGAAAUUUUAUAAGUUAUAUAGAAACAAUAUAAGAUAACUUUUAUAUACUUACCCUCUUAAUCAUAAGAACAAAGAUGGCAGCGAUUUUUGGAAAUUACCAAAAAGAGCACCUUUCGAAAUUUCAUAACUGGAUGAAUAAAAUCCUCUUCACAGAGACUUCAUAGUUGCAUUAUCUGUAAUGAGAGCAAAAUCAUUUAAUAUUCCUUAUCCUUAGAGCUUUAGGUAGCAAUCAGAAAAAAUAUAAAUUAUGCAAAUAGCUAUGAAUUGUAAAAUUGCCGAUUUCUAACCAUCAGAUGAAAAAUCUACUGAAAUUAAACAAGAAGUCAAUUAGGAGAACGAUAAAACAUAAGAAUAAGCUAGCAUUAAUUAAUAAGAAAUUAGCCAGAUACAAACAGAAACUAACUAAAAUAAUAUAAAUGAAUUAAAAUAAAACUAAAUUAUUUCAAAUGAUGAAAAUCCUAAUUACCUUAUAGAGUAAAUCCUACUUUAAAAGUUAAAUCUAUAAUAGUAAACUUUUAUGCAUUCUGAAGAAUUCGAAAAAGAUAAUGACUCUAAUGGGCAUAUUGAUGCCAUCUAUGCCAUGGCAAAUCUUAGGUCCAUAAACUACUCUUUAACUCCUAUGGAUUGGAUUAAUGUUAAAUUGAAGGCAGGAAAAAUUGUGCCAGCGCUUGCAACCACAACUGCAGCAAUUGCUGGAUUGCAAACUAUAGAAUUAGUAAAAACAUUAAAGAAGGUAGAUAUAUGCAAAAUGAAAAAUGCUUUCCUGAACUUGGCUGUACCUUCUUUAUAACUUACUGAACCAGCAGGUCCUCCCUCCUUUUAGAUUACUAAAAAUUUAAAAGCAAGUAUUUGGGAUAGAUGGGAUGUUUGGUUAAAUAAGUAAGAUAGCCUAAAAAAAUUAUUUAAUUACUUUGAAGAGAAGAUGUAAUUAAGUCCAUUUAGCAUUUUAAUUGGAACAGACCUCAUAUAUUCUUUUACAAUGAAUACUGAAGAUAAGUAAUUUAUACAAGAUAGUACAUUUUCUGAGGUGCUUAAUAACAACAAUUAAUUAAUUUUAAGCGAAGCUAAAUAUAUAGAUCUAAAUAUUUUAUUCACAGAAUUAAAUGGUAAUCAAAUUCUUCUGAACACUCCUUCUGUAAGACUAUUUUUCGGUGUUAAGGAAGAAAAACAAUAAUGA
Tetrahymena thermophila SB210 is the source of this 22638-nucleotide messenger RNA. Its product is annotated as ubiquitin-activating enzyme E1. Gene Ontology annotation, cellular component: SUMO activating enzyme complex; cytoplasm. The record is from RefSeq and is a predicted model, not a curated record. Gene Ontology annotation, molecular function: SUMO activating enzyme activity. Gene Ontology annotation, biological process: protein sumoylation. Lineage: Eukaryota; Ciliophora; Oligohymenophorea; Hymenostomatida; Tetrahymenidae. The transcript is spliced from 27 exons.